UGGUCUUGGUCUGUCUCCAGUGACGUACACGGGCAGCGGCGAAUGGCAGUGAUAGACUCAGCAGAAUAAACCCACUUCCAGCAUUGGUUCAUAAUAGUCUCUUCCAUUUUCAAUCCUUCUUGCUCAGCGACCGGGCGUGUUUGCGUACUCCCCUUUCGCCAACAAUUAUAGCGAUACCUCCACCUUACGGUUAUUACACUGGACACAUACCCAUACUAUGUGGCUGUGCGGACUACGGCUCCGUAGGGGUAGCGGCAGACAGCACACAGAUGCAAGUCACACAGAAAAUGGGGCGAAAGCGCUGGCUUCAGAGGGUUAUUUAUCCACUGACGGCGCUGCUAAAGGGGCUGAUGCCACGAAUGCAGAUGAUGCUAAAGCGCUACUUGCUGUGCUGGAGCACAUGCCUUAUCCGGUGUCAGUAAUCUUUCAAGACACGGAUGAUAUACUACUGCAAAACAAACCGAGCAUUGAGGUUUGGGGCGACCUCCGAGGCCGUGAGUCUUUGCUUGCAUCUUUGUUUCAGCUUGCAGACGACGACGUCAUCGCGGACGCUUACGCCGAACUAUCAAGGUCUGGAAAAUGGCGUGGCCUACUGCGCAUACGGACCGCAUCCACGCCAGCCAUGCCAUCCCUCUUACCUAAGGGACCCGAGGCCUACAGCAACUUCUCCGGACCGGCUGUGCUUGGCUCCCCCAUGGCGCUAUCCCCGCAGCUGCCGCUGCCAUUGCAACUGUCUGCUGCAGUCCCGACCAACCAAUUGGGGUCGGGGCAACCGCCCUCAACGGUGCCUGUUGACCAACUUGAAGGCGUCUGCAGCGAGUCCUCUAUCCCUAAUCCAGUCGACGCAACUCUGUACGAAUCCUCUUCGACCGUCUUGGCGACCUUUGCCUCCGUGGCUGCAGCCAAAGCCGGCGCUAUCGAGUACAGCACGCAGUCCACAUCGGACUCCCAAGCGUGCUCGCUUGCUACACAAGACCUCGCUAAGGAUUUGGCGUCGCCAACACCGCUGCACCAGCAACAACAAGUCAACACCGCCGACGGCUGCUCCCCACCUGACAUGCGCCGUACGACAGGCAAAGGGGUCGCCGCCCAAACCCAAGCAACCUCAGCUGCUAACGACGACAGGGUCACGUCCCUCAGCUCACCCCUAAUUAGCCGAGGGGAGCUUCGCAAGCCACAGCUGUCGGUACAAGGCUUCCAACAGGCGAUGGAGCGUGGGGCUCGCCUGCUACUCCCCAAAAACGCGGUGUUGCCGUACGAAAGGUCCGCUAGCAACGCCGAG
This is a messenger RNA of Astrephomene gubernaculifera, 1282 nucleotides long. Lineage: Eukaryota; Viridiplantae; Chlorophyta; Chlorophyceae; Chlamydomonadales; Astrephomenaceae. The record is from the annotation of a GenBank genome assembly.